Amphimedon queenslandica is the source of this 1267-nucleotide messenger RNA. RefSeq lists its product as uncharacterized. The coding region runs from base 99 to 1100 and encodes 333 amino acids. Lineage: Eukaryota; Metazoa; Porifera; Demospongiae; Haplosclerida; Niphatidae. The transcript has 10 exons. The record is from RefSeq and is a predicted model, not a curated record.
AUUCCUGAACAAAAAAUACUUGUAACAAUUAGAGAAAUUUAACACGUACUUCCAGACUAACUGUCUCAGUCUGGCUGCCCCUUAAAGAUCUGUAGAACAUGGCUGCCGUCAGUAAUACUAUAAUACUUGUUCUAGUCUUUGCACUGCUCAAUGGAGCUUAUGCAGCAGCUCGACUGGGUAGUUAUAAUGUAGAUAAAAGCAAAAUAUCCGUCUCUGGUAUAUCAUCAGGCGGUUACUUUGCGGUUCAGUUUCACAUUGCUUAUUCAAAGACCCUUAUGGGAGCUGGAGUCGUUGCUGGAGGACCGUAUUAUUGUGCCGAAGGACAGCUUAAUACAGCAUUGACUUCUUGCAUGAAUAGACUCCUGCCUAGCCUAAUGGAUGUUGCUAAAUACGUUGAUAAAGUCCAUGAAGAUGCUAAAAAUGGAAAAAUAGAUGAUCCAACAAAUCUCUCAAAUGAUUUGAUAUAUUUGUAUUCUGGUACAAAGGACACUGUAGUUCGACCAGUUGUAAUGAAGUCACUGGAAAGGUUUUACGGUUAUCUUUUGAAUAAGAAUAACAUUGUAACGAUGUUCACUACACCAUCAGAGCAUGCAUUUGUUACUGACGAUUAUGGUAAUCUCUGCUCUUAUCUGGGGUCUCCUUUCAUCAAUAAUUGCCGCUAUCCCACGGCUUACAACAUAUUCAAGCAGAUAUAUGGGAGUGGGAUCCUCCCUGCUAAUAAAUCCAGUGCCAUUGAAAAGAAUCUGCUAGAGUUUGAGCAGUCCGAGUUCUUUUCCACUCAAAUGGACAAUAUUGGAUACAUCUAUGUCCCUACUGGAUGUCAGAGUAAUGCAACAGCUUGUAGACUACACAUUGCCUUCCAUGGCUGCAAGCAAGGAAGGGAAUACAUUGACACUACGUUUGCACUUCACUCCGGUUAUAGCGGACUAGCAGAAGUCAAUAACAUCAUCGUCGUGUUCCCUCAAAUACACAAAUCAAUACUAUCUAAUCCUAAUGGCUGCUGGGACUGGUGGGGCUACACAAACUCUGAUUACGUGAAUCAAGAUGGACCACAAAUGUCCGGAGUGAAAAAAAUUCUAGAUCGCGUUGCUAAUAUAUAAGAAGGAAGAACACUUCUGUUAUAUUAAAACUCUAUGUGUGUGUGUGUGUGUGUGUGUGGGUGUGUGCAUAUAUAUAAAACACAAUCAUACUUAAUUUUAUUUCAUUUAUUUUUAUUCUUAAUCAAUCAAGAGAUAGCUAUUAGCUAUAUGAUUCUCAUUUAAUAGCA